CAGGCUCUGGAGUGUCAGUUGCAUCUCUCUUAUCCACAGACAGAUAGCUUUCUCUAAAGGGAACAUCUUCAGGAUGAACACAGUCAUGGAUGCUAUGCAUGGCUAUGGGGUGAGCAGCACCCAGUACCUGCAGACCCACUACAGAGACGCCCAGAGCUGGUUCCUCUUCGUGUCCUUCGCUGCAGACCUGAGGAACACCUUCUUCGUCUUCUUUCCCAUCUGGUUCCAUCUGAGGGAGUCUGUAGGCAUCAAGCUUAUAUGGGUGGCAGUGGUGGGAGACUGGCUCAACUUGGUGUUUAAAUGGAUCCUGUUUGGAGAACGCCCAUACUGGUGGGUCCACGAGACCCCUUACUACAGCAACACCUCCAUGCCACACAUCGAGCAGUUUCCCAUGACCUGUGAGACGGGACCAGGGAGUCCAUCUGGGCAUGCAAUGGGAGCUGCUGGAGUCUAUUACGCCAUGGUGACGUCUAUCCUCGCCAUCCUGCUGAGCAACAAGAAGACCCUAUCCUCCUCAGCCAUGUACUUGCGAGGCAGCCUGUGGGCGCUGUUCUGGACUGUCCAGAUUUGCGUGUGUCUGUCCAGGGUCUUCAUUGCAGCCCACUUCCCUCAUCAGGUCAUUGCUGGUGUUAUUACAGGUAUGAUCGUGGCUGAAGUCUUCAACAGACAGAAGUGGAUCUACCAGGCCAGUCUGCAGAAAUACUUCAACAUCACUCUGUUCUUGCUCUCGUUCGCUGUGGGCUUGUACGUCCUCCUCAAAGCGAUGGGCGUGGACCUCCUCUGGACUCUGGAAAAGGCCCAAAAAUGGUGUGUCAACCCAGCUUGGGUCCACCUGGACACCACGCCCUUCGCCAGCCUGCUGCGCAACAUGGGCACCCUCUUCGGCCUGGGCUUGGGGCUCCACUCCCCGCUCUACACUGAAAGCAAAAGGAGCGGUAGCGCCCCCUUCAGGAUCGGCUGCAUAGUGAGCACGCUGUUCCUGCUGCACCUCUUCGACUCCAUCAAACCGCCAACCCACACAGCCGCCCUCUUUUACCUGCUCUCUUUCUGCAAGAGCGCCACCGUUCCCCUGGUUACCGUCAGCAUCAUUCCCUACUGCUUAUCUGGAGCCAUGAGCUUACAGAGCAAAAAGCAGCUCUAAAGGUUUAAGAGGACUUGUGGAGGAUGCUGGGUUUCCCAGACCUCGCUCUGCAGGGCUAACCAUGCACAUUUACUUGCCUGCACAUUUUGAUGCUUUCCCUGCUUCGAACACACAGGAAAAACACCAGAAUGUGCAGGCAGCAAGUGGACUCCAGGAGCAGAACUGGAAACCACAGGACAUGAUCACAAACUAUUAGCAGUAUUUCCAGGUGCUUCAAUCUUUAAAUACAUAUAUUUUUAAAACUCACUGUCAAACGAAAACUUGUGUCCAACAACAAAUUCCAUGUAUUCUGUAAGUAUUCUAUUCCGUGCACUUGGAUUUAACACAAGAGGCUUUAUUUCCAAUCCUGAUAGAAGCAGAGCCUU
Astyanax mexicanus (Mexican tetra) is the source of this 1506-nucleotide messenger RNA. RefSeq names its product glucose-6-phosphatase catalytic subunit 1a, tandem duplicate 2 (gene g6pc1a.2). Gene Ontology annotation, biological process: glucose 6-phosphate metabolic process; gluconeogenesis. Bases 74 to 1141 code for a protein of 355 amino acids. Gene Ontology annotation, cellular component: membrane. NCBI's taxonomy places the organism in Eukaryota, Metazoa, Chordata, Actinopteri, Characiformes, Acestrorhamphidae. Gene Ontology annotation, molecular function: glucose-6-phosphatase activity. The record is from RefSeq and is a predicted model, not a curated record. The transcript has 5 exons.